Messenger RNA from Acanthoscelides obtectus, 1410 nucleotides. The record is from the annotation of a GenBank genome assembly. Lineage: Eukaryota; Metazoa; Arthropoda; Insecta; Coleoptera; Chrysomelidae.
AUGGUAGAUUUGGAUAUAUCCGUAAGAAAGUAUUUGCUACUUAGGUCUGUUAUUAAUGGUAAGGCCCAGAACUGCCUUCCUAGUUAUAAAGAAUUGCAGAAAACAAAAAAUGCUAUUCUCCCUUUACAAUUUAUUAUUACUGAAAUUUCUGCAGAAGUUGAUUUGCAAGAACUUCUACAGAAAACAGCUGAAAGUAUCCUUGAAAUAAUAAAUUUUGAAGAGAGAGAUUGCCGGAUUAAAGUGAUAUGCAAGUGGGGAUUUGAUGGCAGUUCUGGGCAUAGCCAAUAUAAGCAGAAAUUUUCUGAUUUAGAAAACACCGACGAAUUUCUGUUUCUUGUAGCAAUGACGCCACUCAGAUUGAUUGAUAUGGAAACGAAUAAAGUAUUGUGGAAAAAUGAGAGCCCUUCAUCUACUUUAUAUUGCAGGCCGAUCAAGUUUUUAUUUAAAAAGGAAAAUGCUGAUUUAGUGCGGAAUACGGAAAAGGAAAUAAUAACACAAAUUGAAAAUUUGAUUCCUAUUGAGAUUAAGACAAAAGAAGGGCACUCUUAUAUAAUUGAAGUUGAUAUGAUGUUAACAAUGUUGGACGGCAGUGUUGGAAACGUUCUAUCAGAGACAAAUUCAACUAUGAAGUGCAUCAUUUGCGAAGCCACACCCAAGGACAUGAACACGUUAGCAGGGAUUAACCAUCCUCCUAACAUACCAGACACCAGAUACCAGACACCACAUACGAGAUACCAGAUACCAGACACCAGAUACCAGAUACCAGAAACCAGACACCAGAUACCAGACACCAGAUACCAGAUACCAGAUACCAGAAACCAGACACCGGAUACCAGACACCAGAUAUCAGAUACCAAAUACCAAAUACCAGUUACCAGAUACCUGAUACCAGACACCAGAUACCAGAUACCAAACACCAGACAUCAGACACCAGACACCAGAUACCAGACACCAGACAACAGACACCAGACACCAGAUCCCAGACACCAGAUACCAGAUACCACACACCAGAUACCAGAUACUAGACACCAGAUAUCAGAUACCAGACACCAGAUACCAGAUAAAGAGAUAACAGAUACCAAAUACCAGAUUCCAGAUACCAGAUACCAGACACCAGAUACCAGACACCAGAUACCAGACACCAGAUACCAGACAUCAGAUACCAGAUACCAGACACCGGAUACCAGAUACCAGAUACCAGAUAAAGAGAUAACAGAUACCAAAUACCAGAUACCAGAUACCAGACACCAGAUACCAGAUACCAGACACCAGAUACCAGAUACCAGACAUCAGAUACCAGACACCGGAUACCAGAUACCAGAUACCAGACACCAGAUACCAAAUACCAGAUACCAGAUACCAGACACCAGAUAUCAGAUACCAGACACCAGAUACCAGAUAAAGAGAUAA